AUACUACCCUCUUCGCCUCUUAGUUUCUAUCUACAUACGUAAACAACCAUGAAUCCAGCAACAGCAUUACCCAUGUUCGCUUUAGUCUUCUCUUUGGUUAUUGCUGCAGGUGCUGAAUCACUGGAGAAAUCCUCAUUCAAUUUAUCAUUGAUAGAAGAGGCAGAAAAAGUGUUAGUGCCAGUUGUGGAAACAAAAAUAGAGUUUAGAGAUAUCGGCGAUGUCUUUGGACGACGAAAACUAGGUGAUUUCCCAAAGUGUCUAAUCUGCAGGUGCUGUGAUAAAUCUGAUCCGAAGAGCUGCUUUGAGAAGAAUUGUUGUUAUCGUCUCAAAUGCAGGUUUAUCGCUUGUACCUGGGUGCCCACCGCUUGCAAUUGUGAUAAUUGCAAGACAUAUAUAUGAUUAUAUAUUUUACUUUAGAAGUAUUUAGAAAGAAUUUAUUAAAAAAAUGUAAAACAUUUAUAAUGGAAAAGUUGAGCAUGUAA
Ipomoea nil (Japanese morning glory) is the source of this 482-nucleotide messenger RNA. RefSeq lists its product as uncharacterized. The coding region runs from base 49 to 399 and encodes 116 amino acids. Lineage: Eukaryota; Viridiplantae; Streptophyta; Magnoliopsida; Solanales; Convolvulaceae. The transcript is spliced from 2 exons. The record is from RefSeq and is a predicted model, not a curated record.